CAAAAAAAGAAGAAAAAGAUGGGGAGAAGACCAUGCUGUGAGAAAAUGGGAUUGAAGAAAGGGCCAUGGAGUGCUGAAGAAGAUCGAAUCUUGAUCAAUUAUAUUCGUCUCAACGGCCAUCCCAAUUGGAGAGCUCUUCCUAAAUUAGCCGGGCUACUUCGGUGCGGCAAAAGUUGCAGGCUUCGUUGGAUUAAUUAUUUGAGACCAGACAUCAAACGUGGCAAUUUCACUCCUCAAGAAGAAGAAACUAUCAUCAACUUGCAUCAAAUCUUAGGCAACAGAUGGUCUGCUAUAGCUGCAAAAUUGCCGGGAAGAACAGACAACGAAAUAAAAAAUGUUUGGCACACUCAUUUAAAGAAAAGACUCCAGCAAAAUCAAGAUCCAACAGAUAACAGCGAAACGAUUUUCGACAGUGACGAGAAAAUCGUCCCCACUAUAGCUGCUGCAAAGAGGCCACUGUCUCCGCAACAACAAUCUAGCAGUAGUACAAACAUUUCAGCGGUUACAACAUCGGGAAACAAUAACGACACAUCCAAUAACAACAACAAAGACUCUGCGACGUCAUCUGAAGAUGUUCUUGCGUUGAUAGAUGAGAGCUUUUGGUCAGAAGUCGUAUCGAUGGAUUGCAACAUUUCGGAAGAUGAGAAUAAAGACCAAAAGGUAGAGAAUUGGGAGGGAUCAUCGUUAGAUAGAAACGAUGAGGUUUAUAACUAUUGGAAAUUGUAUAACCAUGACACGGAGCAUUGGUUUGAUCUUCGUAUAGUUGGAGAAAUUUCCGACAUUUCUUCUGAGUUUUGA
Molecule: messenger RNA, 798 nt
Organism: Thlaspi arvense
Lineage: Eukaryota; Viridiplantae; Streptophyta; Magnoliopsida; Brassicales; Brassicaceae
Source: the annotation of a GenBank genome assembly